This is a messenger RNA of Stereum hirsutum FP-91666 SS1, 2811 nucleotides long. RefSeq lists its product as uncharacterized. Lineage: Eukaryota; Fungi; Basidiomycota; Agaricomycetes; Russulales; Stereaceae. Bases 1 to 2811 code for a protein of 936 amino acids. The record is from RefSeq and is a predicted model, not a curated record. The transcript has 11 exons.
AUGUCAAGAAUCGUCUUUUCUGAAAUAACUGGCUUCACUCCAGAUGACGCUUUCAUCUACCCCUCUAAUUCAGAAUCAGACGCUGGGUCCGACUCUGGGUCUGGGUCCGACUCUGUGACCUCUAAGCGUUCUGAAAGAAGAGCUAGGUAUCCAAUGACCAUCACCAUCAUGAAUACCAGAGGCCAAUCCAACAACUGUCAGCUAGGUAAGCUCAGUUGUGUCUUCACCGGCACUUGGGACGCCUUCGGCUGCCAGAACGCGUUACUCUGCCAAACAGCCGAGAAACGCUGUUUGCGCGAGCAAUCGAGAAGCUCGGGCACUGCAGCACUGCUCCGCGUUUUGGUAGAGCAACGUUGCAAUGUUGAUGGCAGCCGGACGCAGCCUAAUUAUCAGGCCACACAAUUUGGGUCUUACUGGUGCCACAUCGCGUUCUUAGGUGUUUUUCCAACCGACACGGUAUCCAACAUCUUUCAUCGUCUGCAACGCCAACGUCGGGUGCCUAAGCUGAAGCGGGGCCAGUUCUUCCUCUGCCGUUCCUCCCUAGGCUUCGGUGUGCUCCACAAGUCGGCUACCCUCGAGGAUGAAGAUGUUAGUCCUGACUCCGUCCUGUUCCUGCUGGCUCGAUAUGAGAGUGGUGGUUUACAGCUCAAGAGACCCGAGGGGGCUCGUGUGCUCCGUCCCAGACCUCCCAGAACUACCAACCCAGCCUUUUCCUCCAAUACGCCGCCCGCCUUCACUUACUCUGGAGAAGAUCCCGCCCUUGUUAUCAAGAGCAAGUGUACUCUUGACAGCCUCAUAGACGACUACGUUGAUUCUUUCGAGGGCUGUGGAAUUGAGGACAAAGAUGAGAAGGGCUAUAUCAGCGCGAAAUUGAGGGAGGCUUUGGGAGAGAUGUUCUUGGUGCCGGAGGGAGUGAGAAAGAACAAAAGUGGGGAAGAGAGCGAGAAGGAAGGGGAGGACCGGGAGGACCGGGAGGAUGGAGAGGACGGGGAGGAUAGGGAGAAUGAGGAGGACGGAGAAGACGAGGAGGACGGAGAAGAUGAGGAGGACGGGGAGGACUGGGAGGACUGGGAGGACGGGGAGGACGGGGAGGACGGGAAGGGAGAGGAGGGCGAGGAGGGCGAGGAGGGCGAGGAAGAAGACAAGGAGGACAAGUACAAGGGGCGAGUGGCACAAGCGGGCCCAAAAGCUCUCUACCGUGAGGUUGAGAUAGAGGAUGUGGUGACGAGUCAAGAGAGGGAAGAGGGUGAGGUCUCAGAUGAUGACUUCAAGCCGAGUGCUCAGGGCUCUCAGUACUCCGUUAUCAGCGAUGAUGACUUGGAAGACGGUGAAGUCUCUGGCUCCGAGGCGCAAGACUUCCCGACUGUCUCUGAAGCUGUCUCUUCUGAGAUCGCUGCUCAUGUAGCAAGGGAAGAAGGUGGAUCUGAAGCAUCGGAAGAUGAUGACCCACCAGCACCGGCCUACCGACAAUCAUACAUGGCAAAUAAACGAACACUUCGCAAUCCAAAACAGGACUGGCAGAAAGUGGACGCUGACAUUGCUUCUUCAACGCAAGCUGUCUCUCAGGUCUCAGGGCCUACUGCAUCUAGCCUGAAGAGAAAGAGGCGAGGUAAACAAUCCUCUUCCAACUUCCUUGCUAAGCAGCAGAAACGCCACAAACCAAAUGAUGAGGAUCGAAGGCAGAAGAGGCUACAUCGGCGAAUGCUUGACAGCGCGACCUUAAUGCAGGUAACUUCCUUUAGGCUGCUAAAGGAGGCAGGUGUCACCAAAACUGGAUGGCAUGGCCUUCCUCCACCUCCUUUGGCCCGUAGGACUAUUUUGAGCCAAUGGAAUUCUGGGAAAAUUAAAGAGCACUUGACAAAGUUUACCCUCAUUCCUUACUAUGAAGAGGAUCCUGUUCCGGUGUGGCUUUUGGAUGGAGAUUCCCUAGGUUGGGGUUACCGAACGGCCAAGGCUCCCUGGCUGGAGGCCCUUGGUCCUGAUAUAGCUUGUGCAUUCGAGCGAUUGGCGAUGUAUGACAUCAACAAUCUUGCCGUUAAGAAGGAGUGUAAAGGGGGAACUCGGGGAGAUCAUGUUCCUAUUAUCAUUGGUCAUUAUCGACAAUCUGCUAAGGUCCCUUCCCUUACAGGAUGGCAUAAAGGCAAAGAGAAACUCAUUUCUGCAUUCAUGGCAGACCCUGCCAUUCAACGACUUCAUCAAUUUGUGUCCAAGGUAGUAGAAUUGGCCUUUCCAGGUAUCGCGGACCGUUUUAGGCGCUGUGCUGCCUGGCAUAAGGAGAGGCAUGGAAUAGAGCCGAUGUUUGGCCUUUUCUGGAACUUCUGCCUCAACGGGAUCCUGAUUGAUCAGAGACGGGUCCACUGUAGGCCCCACGCUGACUCUAAGAAUCCUAUUGGAGUUUGUGCCUUAAUGACAUAUAUUACCUGGGGAUCAUACUUUAACGACACUGUUCGUUCCUGGCUAGUAAUUUGGGAGGCUGGUGUCAUCAUUCAACUUCCCCCAUGGGUCCUUUUUAUCUAUCCAUCUUCCUUGUUCUAUCAUUUCAAUAUUGAUAUCCAUGAUAUAAAGUUUGUGACUACGGAUGGGGAGGACCUUCCAACUCCAGAGAAUUCCAAGCCUAUACAAGAUGGAGAUGAUGAUGGUAGGGGCAGUGUUGUAUGGUUCAACAUGGCCACCAUGCUUCAGUCUUCAGAGUCAGGUGCCGAUACUCUGAAGGAGGUCAGAGAGAGAGGGGAGUCAGGCUACGCAGAAAUGACUGUGCAGGAGGCUUUUGAGUAUAUUGCUAUCAGAAAGCCUGUUCAACCAAGGAAGUAG